Acromyrmex echinatior (Panamanian leafcutter ant) is the source of this 370-nucleotide messenger RNA. Its product is annotated as broad-complex core protein-like. The record is from RefSeq and is a predicted model, not a curated record. Lineage: Eukaryota; Metazoa; Arthropoda; Insecta; Hymenoptera; Formicidae.
AUGAACUCUCGUCGAAAUUAUAUCGAUUUCUAUGAAGGCCCGUACUGCCGUCGCACGUUUUCAUGCUACUACUCCCUCAAACGCCACUUCCAGGACAAACACGAGCAAUCGGAUACGCUAUACGUCUGCGAGUUCUGCAACCGUACGUACCGUACGAAGAACUCGCUGACGACGCACAAGAGCCUGCAGCACCGCGGUACCAGCGGCGUGCUGAGGAGGCUCCUAAAGGCCACGGCCAUGAAGAAUGUCUUCGGUACCAUGCAACAUCAAAUGCAGAUGCAGCAGCAACCGCAAUGAAAACGUCGGAAAAACCAAAGUCUCCCUAUGCUGGAUCGUCCGCGUCGUCAUCGUCGUCGUCGUCGUCGUCGUC